Chrysochloris asiatica (Cape golden mole) is the source of this 2535-nucleotide messenger RNA. It is a transcript of the gene ZNF777, whose product is annotated as zinc finger protein 777. The record is from RefSeq and is a predicted model, not a curated record. The transcript has 5 exons. Bases 13 to 2535 code for a protein of 840 amino acids. NCBI's taxonomy places the organism in Eukaryota, Metazoa, Chordata, Mammalia, Afrosoricida, Chrysochloridae. Gene Ontology annotation, biological process: regulation of DNA-templated transcription.
CAGCAGCUGGAGAUGGAGACCCAACACUCAUCACCUCUGUCAUUCCCCAACGUCCCUCAAGAAGAAGCCUUGCGUCAGGCCCCUGCUGGACUCUCCCGAGAAUCGCUGUUCCAAUCCCGUAUUCUUCCCCCCAAAGAAAUCCCUUCUCUGUCUCCUGCUGUUCCCCGGCAAGGCUCCCUGCCCCAAACUCCCAGCGCCCCCAAGCAAGAGACUUCUGGCCGAAUGUCGCAUGUGCUCCAGAAGGGACCUUCACUCCUCUACCCCGCUACUGCUGAGCAGGAGUCUCGUCUGCAGUGUCACCUGGCUCCCCAGGAAGAGAGCCAGUAUCCGCCCCCCACUGCUGCCGAGCCACAGCUCUCCAUUCUCUCCCACUCCACCCACCACCAAGAAGCCCCACUCCACUCCCCGGAAGUUCCUGAGAAGGAGCCCCUGACCCUCUCUCCCACCGUCCCCGAGACUGACUUGGACCCCCUGCUCCAGAGCCCAGUUUCCCAGAAGGACACCCCUUUCCAGCUCUCCUCGGCAGCCCAGAAGGAAAUGCCACUCCCCACGGCAGAGAUCACCCGCUUGGCGGUGUGGGCCGCUGUCCAAGCGGUGGAGCGGAAAUUGGAGGCCCAGGCCAUGAGACUGCUGACCUUGGAGGGCAGGACGGGGACAAAUGAGAAAAAGAUAGCCGACUGCGAGAAGACUGCCGUGGAGUUUGCGAACCAUCUAGAGAGCAAGUGGGUUGUGCUGGGGACAUUGCUGCAGGAGUACGGGCUGCUGCAGCGGAGGCUGGAGAACAUGGAGAACCUGCUGAAGAAUAGAAACUUCUGGAUCCUGCGGCUGCCCCCGGGCAGCAAUGGAGAAGUCCCCAAGGUUCCUGUCACAUUCGAUGACGUCGCCGUCCAUUUCUCGGAGCAGGAGUGGGGAAACCUCUCGGAGUGGCAGAAGGAACUCUACAAAAACGUCAUGAGGGGCAACUACGAGUCUCUGGUUUCCAUGGACUAUGCAAUUUCCAAGCCAGACCUGAUGUCACAGAUGGAGCGAGGGGAGAGGCCAACGGUGCCAGAACAAGACGACUCGGAGGAGGGCGAGGCGCCCACAGAUCCUAGUGCUGCACACGAUGGCAUUGUGAUUAAGAUCGAGGUCCAGACCAACGAUGAGGGUUCAGAAAGUGUGGAGACCCCGGAGCCCCUGAUGGGACAAGUGGAGGAGCACGGAUUCCAGGACUCGGAGCUGGGGGAUCCCUGUGGCGAGCAGCCAGACCUGGACCUGCAGGGACAGGAGAACACUCUGGAAGAGUCCACAGAGGGCUCCAGUGAGUUCAGCGAGCUCAAACACAUGCUGGCGCAGCAGAGAAACUGCACAGAGGGCAUCGUGAUCAAAACGGAGGAACAGGACGAGGAGGAAGAAGAGGAGGAGGAAGAGGAGGAGGAAGAGGAGCUGCCCCCGCACCUGCAGUCUCUAGGGCAGCUGUCCGGUCGCUUCGAGGCGAGCAUGUACCAGGCCCCACUGCCCGGGGAGCUGUCCCCCGAGGGUGAGGAGAGCCCCCCACCACUACAGCUGGGGAAACCGACCCUGCGGAGACUAGCCCCCGUGGCGCACAGCGAGCGGCACCUGGGCGAGCCUCGUGGGCCAGCCGGGCAGCAGCAGCGCAACCGGCGCGGCGGGCGCCCCUUCACCUGCCUGGAGUGCGGCAAGAGCUUCCGGCUAAAGAUCAACCUGGUCAUCCACCAACGCAACCACGUCAAGGAGGGCCCGUACGCAUGCGCCGAGUGCGAAGCCAGCUUCCGCCACAAGCAGCAGCUAACGCUGCACCAGCGCGCGCACCGCGGCCCGCGCGCACCACCCUCACCGGAGCGUGCGCCUGGCCUGCACCCCAAGCACGCGCUCAAGGCGCGCCCCAAAUCGCCGGGAGGCGGCGGCGGCGGCGGGGGCGGCGGGGGUAGCAGCUCCAAGCCCUACCAGUGCCCCGAGUGUGACAGCAGCUUCAGCCACAAGUCCAGCCUGACCAAGCACCAGAUCACGCACACGGGCGAGCGGCCCUACACGUGCCCGGAGUGCAAGAAGAGCUUCCGCCUGCACAUCAGCCUGGUCAUCCACCAGCGCGUGCAUGCCGGCAAGCACGAAGUCUCCUUCAUCUGCAGCCUGUGCGGCAAGAGCUUCAGCCGCCCGUCGCACCUGCUGCGCCACCAGCGGACGCACACGGGCGAGCGGCCCUUCAAGUGCCCCGAGUGCGAGAAGAGUUUCAGCGAAAAGUCCAAGCUCACCAACCACUGCCGCGUGCACUCGCGCGAGCGCCCGCACGCCUGCCCCGAGUGCGGCAAGAGCUUUAUCCGCAAGCACCACCUGCUAGAGCACCGGCGCAUCCACACGGGCGAGCGGCCCUACCACUGCGCCGAGUGCGGCAAGCGUUUCACGCAGAAGCACCACCUGCUGGAGCACCAGCGCGCGCACACCGGCGAGCGGCCCUACCCGUGCGCGCACUGCGCCAAGUGCUUCCGCUACAAACAGUCGCUCAAGUACCACCUGCGGACCCACGCGGGCGAGUGA